This is a messenger RNA of Chara braunii, 1903 nucleotides long. The record is from the annotation of a GenBank genome assembly. Lineage: Eukaryota; Viridiplantae; Streptophyta; Charophyceae; Charales; Characeae.
GGCGGGUCGCUCCCUUGCUCCGACGCAGUGCGUGCCCUCUGCAGCAAGGCAAGGCUGUGACCGUUGCAACCUUGCCUCCCCGUGACGACGGAUUCGGGUGAUUCGUCGCGCCAAGCGCAGGCUGGGAACUGAUUGGUGCCGUCGAGGGUAGGGAGGGAACUUACCCCUCGGCGAACCUUCCCUCCGCUGGCGUUCGUGAAGUUCUCCGCCGAGUCGAAGGCGCGCUAGCCAGGCAGGCAGGAAGGCAGGAAGGAAGGAAGGAAGGAGCAGCUUUAGGAAAGAUGGCACUACCAUCGCCGUCGCCGUCCACAGUGGCCCCGUGCCCAUCUCCAUCUCCAUCGUCAUCCUCAUGGGGAUCUGUAUCAGGUUCUUUGUCGCUCGGCGGGCGACGUUGCUUGUGCUCGGGGGGGACUAUGAAAUUGUCGACAGCGGCAUGCCACCACGCCCGCGACAUGCCCUACAGGACGGAUCUGCGGCUAACUACUCUGUCUUCGCUAUUAGCAGCCCGAUUACUAUCGUUGUCUUCCUCCCACUAUUCCUCCUUCUCCUCCUCCUCCCCAUCAUCAUCACCAUCAUCAUCAUCAUCAUCAUCAUUAUCACCAUCAUCAUUAUCCUCUUCUUCUUCUUCCUCUUCGUCGCCAUCAUCGUCAUGGUUGGCACGCGCCUGGAUUGUCCGGCCGCGGGCGGGACCAUCUUCGUCCUUUCUCUCAGGCCUUGCAGUUCCGUCUCGGCGGGACGAGAACGAUGGGCCGUCGCUGUUAUCGGCGACGGGACCGUCGAGAAAUCGGAGAGAGGAGGAGGGAGGGGUGCGGAGAGGGGGAAGGAUAGUCUGCAUGGCUCAUCCGAGGCGCGUGAAGAUGGUUGCCCAACAGAUAAAGCGGGAGAUCGCCGAGAUGCUGCUUCGCGACACAGUGCUGAAACAGGCGGUACUGCCGGAGACCGCUCUGGGUGCGGACAAGUACCUCACAUCAGUCGCGACUGUGACUGACGUGGAGCUUUCCAACGAUCUGCAGGUUGCAAAAGUAUAUGUGUCCGUGUUUGGAGAUGAGAGGGGGCAAAGUGUUGCCAUAGAAGGACUGAAGUCGAAGCAAGGUUAUGUGAGGAGCGGGAUUGGGAGGCGGAUGCGCCUAAGAAUGAUCCCAGAAGUGCGGUUUAUCGCGGAUGAUUCAUUCGAACGGGGGAGCCGGGUCUUGAAAUUAAUGGCAGAGUUGCAGGAGGAAAGGGAGAGAAAAGAGAGAGGAGAGAACGUAUGGGCAGACGUCGAUGAGGGCUUGGCGGCGUUGGAUUUCAUCGAAGAGGAAGAGGUUAACAAAAGGCCAAGGAAAGCCAGGAGGAAGGAAAGAGGAGGGGGUGAUAACAUUGUGUCAGGGAUCUCCACGGAGGCGAAAGUUCAGUUCACAUGGGAUGGUAGAGAAGAUUUCAGUCCUUUUGGUAGACAACUGGAGACGGAGGGAGAUGAUGAUGAGGACGAUGAUGCUGGUGACCGUGAGGGUGAGGGUGAUCUUGAAAAUGAUGAAAAUGUAAUUCUCAUCGACUGAAAAAGAAACUGCCACGUUUUUUAUUCAACUAACAAUUUGUUUACAGCAAACGAGGCUACCUACCUGCCCUCUGUGUGAACCCUCUCCCCAUGCUUGUGAAGAGAAGCUGAAUGGGUGCAUCCUGCCCUAUUUCAUGCCAGUGCGGUAAAAGCUAUAAGGGGAUCGGAGCUGUCGAUCUGAUCCACCACCAAAGCAUCACAGCAAAGUGGAUCAGCAACAGUGCAACAGGUGGCUUGGGUGUUUCCAAUGGUUGACCCCCAAUCUCCUCCUCCAUAGCAUCAAUCAUGCAGCAGUCAAGCGCAAUAUGAAACCCAAAUAAGGAUGAUGAGGAUGAUGAAUUUUUUGAGUAAAGAUGCCCUUGGUCU